Messenger RNA from Symbiodinium natans, 2229 nucleotides. The record is from the annotation of a GenBank genome assembly. Lineage: Eukaryota; Dinophyceae; Suessiales; Symbiodiniaceae.
AUGGCUUCCGACAGCGUGGAAGAGACUGCCAAGGGAACGCCCGGUCACAGCGCUGAGGAGCCAUCAUCGCAGACGCCUGCGAAGGAUGUCUCCGAUGACCACGCGCGACAGACACAGACUCUUGGUGAGGAGCUGGCAGCGGCACUGCGGCUCAGCCAAGAUGUGGUCCCUGAGCAUAGCAGCUGGGCCAGCGUGCCGGCUACGGCUUUGCCUGUGGUCGCUGCGCCUCCGCCAGCCAGGGAUGGGGAAAACGACAAGGACCAGGAGCUGUUGCAAGGAUUGCUUUCCUUGCGUGCAGCCAUUGUGGCCCAGCACGGGGAGCUCCUGUGCUCCUUGGACCUUCAUCUGCAGAAGCUGAAGGCAGGAUCCAAUGCCACGAUCGAGUCGCCGGCGCCGUUCAGAAGUGACAGCGGUGCCAAGGUGGUAGCACGGGUGGAGACAUCAUCGCGUUUGCGGCGGAAGGCGCCACAUGCGGCUCCGGCUCGCAAGUCCUUCACUGCGGGAGGCAUCACCAUGCCUGAGGAUGAAACACCGAGCCGUCCCUCCUCCAUGAAAAGCGACGAGGAGCUGGUGACAGUCAAGAUUUCCGCUCCGACUGGAGUCCGAAACCAGGUCUUCGCGGCCGAAGCCCCACUUCCUGGUCAGCUGGCAGAGCUUGCGGAUGUCAAGAGCGAUGAGGAAGAUCGGAGCAACUUUGUGGCUGUUGUACCGCAACGUGCUGAACGGCGAGCCCGCAGAGCGCAAACUGCAAAGCAGCAUCUACCCACACUCUCCGCCAAACGCAGGACAUCUUGGUUGACCCGGUCCCAGAAGGUCACAUCUGAGUUGCACAAGGACCAGGAUGGGCAAAAGCCAGUCAAGCUGUCGCGCAAUGAGAAGGCGGAGGCACGCAAAGCAGGGGAGCUUGCACAUGGCGCGGGCGGGUUGCUGUCCAGCUUCCACGCCGAGUACUCAACGACGGCGGUGAUGCAGAGCGCCGUGAAUGGGUUGGCGUCCGAACAGCAGAGGCGUCGGGCAAACAACCGCUGCACUGCCAUCGUGCGAAACCCGUGGUUCGAGCGGAUCACGCUGGCCAUGGUGAUUCUGAAUGCUGUUGAGAUGGCGCUGGAUGUCGAGCUGAACCCAAACUCGAUUGUUUUUGACUCUGACUCAUCUCCGCUCUUCGUCGUCUCGCACAACUUGUUUUGCAGCUUCUUCUUGUUCGAGUUGGUCAUUCGAUGUUUUGCACAUGGUGGUCUGCAAUACGCCUGCCGCGACGUGUGGUUCAGCUUCGAGAGCUUGCUGGGCAUACUGAUGAUCCUGGAGACCUGGGUAAUGCCAGCUCUGCACGCAUUGCGGCUGAUCACAAGUCCUACUGCUGCCAACACUGCGAACUCGCUUCGAGUUGCGCGUGUGCUACGCGUACUGCGAACAGCCCGCCUGGCGCGGCUCGUGAAGCUCAUGCCAGAGCUGAUGAUUCUGGUCAAGGGCAUGGCGGUGGCCUGCCGGUCGGUCUUCUUCACCCUGCUGCUUCUGCUGAUCAUCACCGUCAUCUUUAGCAUCAACUUCAUCGAGUUUAGCCGCGGGUCUGCUCUUGAAGCGGUCUUCUUCGAUUCACUGUGGAGCUCCAUGGGCACGCUGAUCCUCCACUGCAUCCUGCCCGACCAAGAGGUCUUCUUUCGGUCCGUGGCGGCAGAGAGCGACGGCCUUGCUGUCUUGGUGAUGCUGUUCAUCCUGCUGGGCUCCUUCACGGUCAUGAACAUGCUACUGGGCGUGUUGGUGGAAGCAGUCAAGACCGUCACGCUCAUCGAGCGCGAGAACCUUGAUGCAGAGGUGGCCCGAAAGGUUCUCUGGGGCAUGCUGGAGAAGGAUGGCUCCGAGGAUGAUGAGCGCCUCAUCACGCGGGAGGAGUUCCAGGAUCUGCUGGGCCACAAGAAGGCGGCAAAGGCGCUGGCCAGCAUCGGGGUUGAUGUAAUGGCUGCGGCAGACAUUGGAAAGAUGUUGUUCGAAGACGACGAAGCCAUCCUGUUCUUGGACUUUAUGUCUGCCAUGCUGACGCUACGAGGUUCGAACAAGACGACCGUCAAGGACAUCGUCGAGCUGCGGAAGUAUGUGGCCGAAGAGUUCUUGAAGGUCCACUCACUUGUGGGCGAACUGUGUGGCUUCUUGGCAGAACACCUGGAACCGGUUGGGCCACUGCAGGAUGAGGACAAAUUCAGGCGCGAUGCAUCUCCAACAGACCUGGACUAG